CAGCUGGCGAAUGAGCUCAGGAAAGCGGAAUAAACAGGAGCAGCUGGCUGGAUGUUGGUCAUAUGAUGCGCCGAUUUUCACUGUCCCUGCAAAAAUCGAGGAAGAGUCGAUUUAUCAGCGCUUUUAUCAGUCACUAUAAAAGAAGAUCUUUUUAAAAACAGUCAAGUAUAGAAGGGGUUUUUUCUUCAUCUGGAAAAACAGGAACAAUGACUGCAGCACUGCUGGAACAGUAUCGAGAGAGAAUCCGGACUGAACUGGACAGAGUCGUGGAUUUCUGGCUGAAAUAUUCCCAUGACAAAGAACAAAGUGGGUUUUUUAACUGCCUUGGAAAAGAUGGGAAGGUCUAUGAUGAGCUGAAAUAUGUGUGGUUACAAGGGAGACAGGUCUGGAUGUACAGCAGGCUGUAUCGUACAAUGGAAAGAUUUCACAGACCUGAGAUUCUUGAUGCUGCUAAAUCAGGUGCUGCAUUUCUGCAAAAGUUUGCUCGAGUUCAGGCCUCCAGCGGCCCGGGGAAAUGUGCCUUCUGCCUGACGAGAGAUGGGCGAACAGUGAAGGUUCAAAGGACGAUAUUCAGCGAGUGUUUUUAUGUGAUGGCCAUGGAUGAGCUGUCCAGGAUUACACAAGACAAAGAGAUGCAGGCAGAUGCUGAGAGCAUGAUGGAUCGGUUGAUAUUCUGGGUACAGACGGAUUCAUCAGAUCUCAGUCGUCCUCAACUUCCUGGUGAUCCGCCAAUCAACAGCAUGGCAGUUCCCAUGAUGCUCCUGUGCCUGGUAGAUCAGCUGACAGAGGGUAGAACUGAUGUUGCAGAAAAGUACAAAGACCUGAGCGGAUGGUGUGUGGAGCAGAUACUACAGCAUAUACAGAGAGAUGGAAAAGCUAUUUUGGAAAAUGUCACGUUGAAUGGAAAGGAACUUCCUGGCUGUCAAGGGCGUUUGCAGAACCCUGGUCAUGCUCUGGAGGCUGGCUGGUUCCUGCUGCAGUACGCACUGAAAAAAGAAGACGCGCAGCUGCAGAAGACAGCAGUGGAUAAGUUCAUGGAGAUCCCGUUCCACACCGGAUGGGACAAACAGCAUGGCGGCCUUUUCUACUUCCUGGAUGUAGAUGGUCAUUGUCCGACUCAGUUAGAGUGGAAUAUGAAGUUGUGGUGGCCUCACUGUGAAGCUCUGAUCGCCUACCUGAUGGCCUACAGUCACAGCAGAGCGCCUCUGCUACUGGACCGCUUCAAGCAGAUCUAUGACUACACCUUCAGCCAUUUUUCUGAUGAGGAACAUGGCGAGUGGUUUGGAUAUCUGAGUUGUAAAGGAGAGGUUGUGCUGGAUUUCAAAGGAGGACCCUUCAAAGGGUUCUUCCAUGUUCCUCGGUGUCUUUACAUGUGUGAGAAGCUUCUGGAUGGUCUUCUUGAAAGGCAGGAUUCUUGAACUUGCAGACAUUUUGCACUCCAUGACCAAGAUGUGACAGAUGUUCCUGUAACAGCCAGUUGUCUAACGUUUAAAUGAAAAAGAGACUAUAUAGAUUUUUUUUGUUUAGAUUGAAAUAUUUCUAGCCAUGACCAGUACUAUGUUCGCUAGCGGAUUUGUCUUGGAAAGGUAUUUUUUUUUUUUAUAUAUAAAAAGGUUAUUCAGCUAUGUUUUAAAAAAUGUUUAUAUAAAAAUGUUCUUGAACUUUAAACCACUCCUCUGAUGAUAACUGUGCUGCUCUUAUGAGCCUCUUUUGGUCCAUCUAUUACAUUUCUUCUUAAAAAGAAUUCUGCAUACAUUAGUGUAUAAAACACAUGUAAAGACAUUCCAAAUGUGCUGAAUAAAUUGACGUCUACUGAAGUUA
Molecule: messenger RNA, 1821 nt
Organism: Sinocyclocheilus rhinocerous
Lineage: Eukaryota; Metazoa; Chordata; Actinopteri; Cypriniformes; Cyprinidae
Product: N-acylglucosamine 2-epimerase-like
Exons: 11
Coding region: 207-1418 (403 amino acids)
Biological process (GO): carbohydrate metabolic process
Molecular function (GO): isomerase activity
Source: RefSeq, a predicted model, not a curated record